AUGAAUGUGACGCAGUUCAUAGCUUCCAAUCGGGAGGCGCUCCUCAUCGGCGACUACAACUCCUACCGCGCCCAACUCUCCCGCCGACUUCUGGCCGCCCGCAAACGACUGGGCCGAGCAACCCACAAAAAGGACAAGUUUACAGUGAAGCCCAUSACCGCCGAGGACAUUGCCAGCAAUCAUGAGUUUGCCCAUCUUCUCCUCCUCACCGCGGAGCGGGCAUGGGCGCAUGCGAUGCACGUCAAGACCACCCAUACAGCGGACAAUGCCGGAAAGGGCAUCACAGGAUCCACCCGCAGCUACAUCAUUUCCCGCCUGAGCAAGGCCGCCAAGGUCGCGCGGGAAUUCACCGAGCUGUUGAAGGACACAUCUACGAGCAAGGCGAAUGGACAGGAUGUGCUCGAGGCGAGGGCAUAUCAAGCUUCAAUGGCUGGAGCAGAGGAGUUUGAGAAGCAGUCGGAGGGAGAGAGGCCGAGCGAUGGCCAGGCUGGUGAGCAGAGAUGGCAGGCCUGUCUACAAAGUUACUCGGAAGCGAGGGUCAUCUAUGCUGCGCUGCUGGAAAAGGAGAAGAAGGAUGUCUACAGGGACAUCUUGGCCAACACCAUCGACCCCACCAUCCGAUACGCCGCCUACCAAGCUCACAUCUCUCGGACCAUCCCCAUUCCUGCGGUUGCAAAGCGACACUUUCCCAAACGAGACCAGGAGCUUGUCAAGGCUGUGGAGGAACUCGAUGCUUAUGCGUUGAAGGAGAAGCCGGUACCCAAAACCGACGAGGAAGCACAGGCAGCUCCACAGGAAAUCCCCAAUAGUGUCACGUGGAGAGGUCGAAAAGCCAACAUUGUCGACGCAUCGAUUGGACAGGCAUUGGCAAACGUCUCUGCUGCGGAGGCCCGUCUGCGAUCAUACCUCUCUUCCAACGCAUCCGCCUCCUCCCGAGACAAGGCUGCUGCUUAUGACGAAGUUCUUAUUGCAUCUCAAGACGCCGCAGAUGCAACCAAACGUGCCACGGAUGAGCUGGAGAAGGAGCGUGUGGAUGAGGGUGACUCAAGAAUGCAAGAUCUGCGAGUCACGAGCCUCUCAGUCAAUUAUGAUUUGGUUUCAUGGCGAGUCGGGCGGAAUCGUGUUCUGAUUGGAGAGGAUGAUGGCUUGACAUUCGAGCCACAGCGCCAGAAGAAACCUAAACGAGCACGCAAGGACGGGACCGAGUAUCCUGAGCAGGAAGAGGGUAGGGGGAGGAAGCUCGCAAGACUCCGAGAACGUACUGUGCUCUACGAUGCCACGAUUCAAAGCAUCAACUCCGUCAAAGAACUUCGAGGAGCCAUGCGUGAUGCUACAUUUGUCGAAGAGCUGGAUGGAAAGGCCAACUACUUCCGCGCGCUGAAAUGUCUCAACAUUUCAUACUCGCACAGCCUGCUUGGAAAUCACCUCAACGCGCUCGCUCUCCUCACACGUGCACAAGAGCUGAUCUCCCAAUCGUCACCGUCAUCCGAGAAUGCAUCCGAGAAUGCGCCACCUACUCUGGACAUUCAGACGACGAGCGCACAACAUCUUCAAGCUCACACUGCCGCUCUAUCCUCUCGACUACACGCCAUUGUUGAGAUGCGUGCACUGGAAGCCAACUCCGCGAAAGCUGCCGCGAAGAAUAUGACAUCUGCCGCACCAUGGGUUCAGCGGUUGAAUGAUUACCCGACACCAGGCACACAGGUUGAUCUGAAGAAUUUGGUCACCUAUCCACCCAAGAUCGAGCCUGUUCCUGUGAAACCACUAUUCCUGGAUGUUGCGUUCAAUUACAUUGAAUAUCCCGGUCGUGCGGCUGAAGUUGUGAAAGCUGCCCCUCAAUCCGCACAAGUGAAUGGAGGUGUGGAAGAAAAGGUCGCUGCUGCACCGCAGAAGAAGGGGUGGUUUGGAUUUGGGAGGUGA
Molecule: messenger RNA, 1920 nt
Organism: Ramularia collo-cygni
Lineage: Eukaryota; Fungi; Ascomycota; Dothideomycetes; Mycosphaerellales; Mycosphaerellaceae
Product: related to signal recognition particle 68 kDa protein
Exons: 1
Coding region: 1-1920 (639 amino acids)
Biological process (GO): SRP-dependent cotranslational protein targeting to membrane
Cellular component (GO): signal recognition particle, endoplasmic reticulum targeting
Molecular function (GO): endoplasmic reticulum signal sequence receptor activity; signal recognition particle binding; 7S RNA binding
Source: RefSeq, a predicted model, not a curated record